AGAGAGAGAGAGAGAGAGAGAGAAUCAAAUCACAUAAGAGAGGGACACCACAAACACACACGGGGGUUUAGAUGGGGGUGGUGAGCGGAGCUGGGGGUUGGGGUAAACUGUUUCUUGUAAACUUUGCGAACUGCACCUUUGCGACAACAGAGGGCGAGCUGGCCACGGGAACAGCAAAGGUGUGGAGUACGUGAAUGUGUCAGGUAGAAAAAAAAAAGAGGGAAAAGAAAAGGAACACUUUCUGGACAGGAGCAGAAACAACAAAGAGACGAAAUCAAACGAGGGGAUACAAAGAGACGUAAAACUUCCUAGAUCAUCUCGGAUUCAGCUGUGGAGAUCUCGUAAAACCAACAGCGAGCCAUGGACGAUAACCUUGACCACGACCGACAGUUGGAUGAACUCAUCGUGUCCAGGGUGUUGGAGUCCGGCGCUAACAAGGAUGCCGUUCUGCCAAUGUUCUGCCAGAUGAACAGACUCACUGACUCCGGAUCAGAGAUUAUAUGGAUGGAAGUGGCCAGAUGGGUCCGGUUCGAGGAGACCCUAGACGAGGAGGCCAACCGAUGGUCAAAGCCUCACGUUCCGGCGCUGUCCUUCCGAGCCAUGUCGACGCUCAAACGGGAGCUCCGGCACGCACCAUUGUUGCUGGACCCUGAUGUUGUGGAUUUUGGCUCAAUCGUCGACAAACUCACGUCUUCGUGGAUCCAAGAUGGCUACCUAGACAGACGUCAUGAGGACGGAAUCAAGAUGGCGCUGAUGAAGCCACACCGGCAUGUGCACGAGAGGAAGCUUCCCCGCCCAGCCUCUGUGGGGACAAACUUGCUGGCCGUGAGGGACAGAGGAAUGGGCGGCUCCACAGUGUCCUUACAGUCCUUGGAGAGCUACGCCAGUGGGAGAGCAGACAACUCCCCGCACAACUCUAACGAAGACAUAUCGGACGUUGGUUCACAAAAGGGAACCCCCAGAACUGCGAGAAAAAACGUUCGUCUACAACGAAAAAUCCCCAAGAACGCAGUGGCCACCAAUGUGUUGAUUGGGGAACUGACAUGCCUGCGUCGACCUCUCAUCGGGCUGGUUCGCCUAUCACCGAGCCGCCAUCUUGGAUGGCUGUGCGAAGUUCGUCUGGCAACACAAUUCAUCUUUGUAUGCCUGGCACCUGAGAUCACCACAGACUUUGACGUCACAGAGAUUGGAAGAUGCGUGGGAUCACUGAUGACCGAUCCGAUCUUUCGAGAACUGGCCGACCAUUGCAGUACCAGGUUCGAGAUCCUGGCUGGUCUGACAGAGUUCACUAACCACUUAACUGCUCUUCCGUCGGGAGUCUGGGAUGCCAAGACUCGCAUAGAACCACCUGCCAAGGUGCCGCCUCAGGACUUCCGUCGACCUACGAAAAGAAUCCUGGAAGAGAAACGAGUGCAUGUGGAGACGGAGAUGCUUCAUGAGGAGGAGAUUGAAGGCUUGGAAAGAACUGGAAGGCUGUUCGGUGGUGUCAUUGACGAUGUGAAGAGAAAGUUGCCAUGGUUCGCCAGCGACUUCAAAGACAGCCUGCACGUUCAGUGUUUAGCUUCUACUGUUUUCCUUUUCCUAGCCACUCUGACCCCAAACGUGACCUUUGGCGGGUUGCUUGGGCAAGAAACAGAUCAGUACAUGGGUACCAUGGAGUGUAUCCUUGCAGCUGCUCUGUCGGGUGUUGUAUUUGCCCUGUUUGCUGGACAGCCACUGAACAUUCUCGGUUCCACAGGACCCAUGCUUGUUCUAGAGACCAUUAUAUUUGACUUCUGCAAGGACCAGAACUGGGAUUUUCUGCCCUUUCGAGUCUGGAUAGGAAUCUGGACAACGUCCAUCUUGCUGCUGAUAGUUGCCUUUGACCUUUCGGCCUUGACACGUUUCAUCACACGUUUUACAGAAGAAUGCUUUGCGUGCCUUAUUGCAAUCAUAUUUAUCUAUGAGGCUUUUGCUAAGGUCAUUAAAAUCAACUCAAAAUACCCGGCACAUCUGGGUGGAAGUGACCUCCCAGCCUGCCCAGCAGACGACACAACAGACGGUAUGGCGACCACGUCACAAAUCGUUGAGCUCCUCAACCUCACCACAACCGCAUCCCCAGGAAUAAAUACGUCAUCGCUUUUGAACGCCACCGACGUCACGACUAUGGCCCCUUUUACCAGCACAGCAGCAGCUAAUCUCAGCUCUGUAUUGGUUACUCUGGCUGCCAACACGAGCUCGGAAAUGGGCCUUAAUGGCUCAAAUAUGACGACCAUUACAACUCCGGCCCCCUUUGCUUGCAAGGAGUACAAACCAGAUGUAUUCUUCUUGUCCAUCCUUGAAUUUCUCUUCACAUUUGUUAUUGCUUACUCUCUGGUCAAGUUCAGGAAUAGUAUUUUCUUUCCAAAUGUGGUCAGGCGCAUGUUCAGUGACUUCGGUGUCCUCCUCGCCAUACUCAUCGUGGUGGGCGUGGACGUUUUGCUCGGGGUGGACACGCCUAAACUGGAGGUCCCAGAGGAGUUCAGGCCAACCCGAUUGGACAGACCCUGGUUCAUCGGGCCGAUGUCAGACAAGAACCCCUGGUGGCUGUGUCUUGCCGCGGCAGUCCCGGCCACUUUGGCUACCAUUCUGAUCUUCAUGGACCAACAGAUCACAGCAGUCAUCGUGAACAGGAAAGAGCAUAAACUGAAGAAAGGCUUUGGCUACCACCUUGAUCUGCUGGUGUUGGCUAUUCUCAUUCUGGUGAUGUCCGUGCUUGGCCUACCCUGGUAUGUGGCCGCUACCGUCUCUGCCCUCGCUCACGUCAUGAGUCUGAAGGUUGAGUCUGACUGCACAGCCCCGGGAGAGAAGCCAGAGUUCCUUGGUGUCAGGGAACAAAGAGUUACUGCCCUUCUCGUUGGAAUUCUUAGCGGGUUGUCGGUCUUGCUGACCAGUGUUUUGAAGUUCAUUCCUCUUCCUGUACUUUACGGAGUCUUCCUUUUCAUGGGUGUUCGUGCCCUCAGCGGUAUGCAGCUCGUUGACAGGUUCCUUCUGUACCUGAUCAGUCCCAAGUACCAGCCAGACCACGCCUACCUUAGGCACGUGCAGCUCACUCGUGUGCACAUCUUCACACUUAUACAGAUCAUGUGUCUGGCCGGACUCUGGAUCAUCAAGUCUUUCAAAGAAACAUCCAUCGCUUUCCCUAUCAUGGUGCUGGCCAUCUGCUUCAUCCGUAAGAUUCUGGACUGCAUCUUCACCCAAUAUGAGCUUAGUUGGCUGGACCAUCUGCUCCCCUCUAUAAAAAAGGACAAGGCCCAG
Molecule: messenger RNA, 3276 nt
Organism: Aplysia californica (California sea hare)
Lineage: Eukaryota; Metazoa; Mollusca; Gastropoda; Aplysiida; Aplysiidae
Product: electrogenic sodium bicarbonate cotransporter 1
Biological process (GO): transmembrane transport; monoatomic anion transport; bicarbonate transport
Cellular component (GO): plasma membrane
Molecular function (GO): sodium:bicarbonate symporter activity; solute:inorganic anion antiporter activity; monoatomic anion transmembrane transporter activity
Source: RefSeq, a predicted model, not a curated record